This is a messenger RNA of Durotheca rogersii, 1440 nucleotides long. Its product is annotated as periplasmic binding protein-like II. The coding region runs from base 330 to 1292 and encodes 320 amino acids. The transcript has 3 exons. The record is from RefSeq and is a predicted model, not a curated record. NCBI's taxonomy places the organism in Eukaryota, Fungi, Ascomycota, Sordariomycetes, Xylariales, Xylariaceae.
CCAUGACUCUGGCUAUUGCAUCAUCUCCCGACUGCCCCGCAACGCGCUAUCCCAAGAGAAGACAAGAAGCAAGCAAGCCGCUUGAUCUCAAUAUCCUCGACCUCUUUCGUUUGAUAGAUGAACAACGCAACCCAUUGCGGGUAAUUCCCUUACGUGCAGUAUAUCCGAUUUUUUUAUAAAAAAAAAAACCCCCCUGACGAGACAUAUUGAGUAAGGCCCUUCCUCCUUUAUCCGGAGACAGGAAGCUAUCGCAGGGGACUCUUCGGCUAUUACCUACCUACCAGGCAUCCACUUCGCAUAGCGUAUCCUAGGCUUGGCGCCUCGCACCCAUGGCGGACUUGUCCCAGAAGCCCCUGCGCAUCGGCUUUGUGCCGGAGCACUUCUCCACCCCGCUCUAUUUCGCGCAGAAGCACUUCGGCCUCGAAGCUACCUUGGUGCCGUUCCCGUCCGGCACCGGCCAUAUGAUCACCUCCAUCCGCGCCGGCGAGAUCGAUGUCGGUAUCGGCCUCACUGAGGCGUGGGUGGCCGGUCUGGGCAAGGAGGAUGUGCCCGGCGACGGCGGCUAUCGCAUCGUCGGCACGUACGUCGAGACACCGCUAUGCUGGGCGAUUUCUACGGGCGCCUCGCGACCCGAGAUUACGUCUGUAGCGUCUCUCAAGGGGUCCAAGAUCGGCAUCUCGCGCUACGGGUCUGGGAGUCAAGUGAUGGGGUUCGUGCUGGCGGACCAGCAGGGAUGGCUGUCCUCGCCAUCCUCCGACAGCGGCAGCAGCAGCAGCCCGUACGCGGACUUCGUCGUGCUGCAGACCUUUGAAAACCUGCGGCGGGCGGUCAACGACGGAACCGCUGACUUCUUCAUGUGGGAGCACUUCACAUCUAAGCGGUACUACGACAGCGGGGAGAUCCGGCGCGUCGGCGAAAUCUAUACCCCCUGGAGCAGCUGGAAGAUCGUCGCGUCCACGGCGCUGCUGCCGAGGUCCGCGAGCGGCGACGCCGACCGGACUUCAGACCCCCGGCUGCUGGACCUGUUCAGGAAGCUCGAUCAAGGCGUCCAGUACUUCAAGGAACACCAAGACGAAGCCGUCAAGUACAUAAGCACGGCACUCGAUUACUCGGAGGCGGACGCGCGCGAGUGGCUCAGCACCGUGCGGUUCGCGAGCACGACCGAGGGCGUCGACGUCAAGGUCGUGCAGGGAUGCGUAGAUAUCCUGAAGAAGGCCGGGGUACUGAAGGAGGGCAAGGGCGUGCAGCCCGAGGGCAUGCUAGUAAAGGGGCUCGGCGCGCAGUUCCCAUAGCUAGACUGCCGAUUGUAUCUAUCUUGAGGAUACGAACGCACAUACAUUAUUCUCUCUAAUAGGCCAGACAGAAAGCGAUAGCUGUUAUGGAAAGAAAAGGGACCAGAGUGUGUUUUGGCGCCCCCUUUUCACUGGCUAUACCUAGGUA